AUGACGAGUAUCCUUCUUGAUUGUGCGAACAACAUAGUGGGGAGACUAACUAAUCUCAUAAUAGAUGAGACUCGUAACGUUUGCUGCUUCAAUUGCAUUGUGGAUGACUUUGAAAAGGAAAAACCAGCGUUGGAAGCGAAAUGGAAAACCAUAUGCAAAGAUGUCGAAGAUGCAAGAAGAAAUACUGAGGAAAUUCAUGAUGAUGUUACCCAUUGGCAAGGAGAAGCUGAAAAGGUCAUUAAUGAGGAUACCAAAGCAAAAAAGGCUUGUUUUUGGGGAUGGUGUCCUAAUUGCAUUUGGCGAUAUCAUAGGGGCAAAGAACUAACACAAAUGACAAACGAUAUUACAAGACUCAAGGGAACCACCUUUGACCGUGUUGGACGUGCUCCUCAUCUUUCAGGCAUAGAAAGCCAUUCUUCACAAAGUUUCAUUCAUUUUGAAAGCAGAGAUUUAGAAUACAAACAGGUUUUGGAUGCAAUGGCAGAUGAGGACACGUAUAUCAUUGCACUCCAAGGAAUGGGUGGAACUGGAAAAACUACACUUGCUAAAGAAGUUGGUAGAAAACUUGAGAAAUCUGGAAAGUUUGAUCAUGUCAUCUUUACAACUGUGUCAGAUGCUCCAGAUAUCAAAAAGAUUCAAGAUAGUAUUGCAGGACCCUUAGGAUUGUCGUUGAAAGACAAAAAUGAAUGGGAAAGACGCAACACACUACGGCAGAGAUUAACUGACCGAGAGAAAAUUCUCGUAAUGUUAGAUGAUGUGUGGGAACCAAUUAGUUUUGAAGAAAUAGGGAUUCCUUCUGGUGAGAAUCACAAUAAUUGCAAAGUUCUUUUGACCUCACGCAAUGUAAGUGUGUGUAAUUCAAUGGGAUGUCCAAGGCCAAUUCAACUGGGGCUUUUGUCAGAUCAAGAUGCGUGGAUCCUAUUCAGAAAGCAUGCUGGUGUAGAUGAUGUUUUGUCCAAAAAUUUUCAGGAUAAAGGGCAGGAAAUUACAAAUGAAUGUAAAAAUUUACCGGUUGCCAUCGCAGCCAUAGCCAGCACUUUGAAGAAUAGACCCCUUGAAGAAUGGGAUGCAGCUUUGACAGCCUUGAGAAAUCCUAUGCCCAUGCUCGAUGUUGAUGAAAAUUUGAGAAAUAUUUAUAGAAGUUUAAGGUAUAGCUAUGAAAAUAUGAAGAGUGAAAUAGCCAAAAGAUUCUUCCUUUUACUGUCUAUAUUCCCAGCAGAUACAGAAGUACCUAUAGAACUUCUAACUAAAUUUGGCAUAGGGGCAGGUUUUUUUGGGGAAGUUGACAAAUACUCUGAAGCCAGAAGCCAAGUGCUUUCAGUAAAAAAUAAACUCAUAAAUUCUUGUUUAUGGUUGGAUGCUGAGAACAAUUGUGUGAAGUUGCAUGACUUGAUUCGUGACGUGGCCCUCUGGAUAGCUAAUGGAGACAUUCAAUUCAUUGCGCUAUCUGAGAAAAAACGGAAGGCAUUAGCCAAUAAAGAGAUGAGAAUUAAAUAUUUGUGUUGUAAGGACUUGCAGGUUGGUGACAUGGAAAGCUUUCCUAGUUGGUUUGAUGGUUCCAAACUUGAGUUUCUAUUGAUAUCCAUGGAAGCAAGCGAUCCUGUAGAAGUCCCAAAUACGUUCUUUGAAAAAAUGACAAGGCUUGGAGUUUUGUAUUUAACACAUGAUGAUACGUCAAAGCUUCCUCUGACGCUGUCAAUUUCGGACAAGUCAUUGACAAAUAUUCGAACUCUUGUGCUGGCUGAUUGGGAAUUAGGUGACAUCUCUUUUUUGGUAAUCCUGCCAAGGCUUGAGAUUCUUUCUUUGAGUAGUUGUUCAAUAAGGGAGUUGCCAAUUGCAAUUACAAAAUUGGAGAAACUGAGACUGUUGGAGAUGGAAGACUGUGAAAUUGAAAGGAAUAACCCAUUUGAAGUGAUUGAAAGAUGCUUACAACUGGAAGAAUUGUAUUUCGUUGACAAUAAACUUCUAAUCCUUGAUACUACAGAUGAAGUUGAAGCAAUUCAUCAUCUAAAUACGACAUUUCCUACAUUGAAUAGGUAUUGUUUACAAAGGAAUUCGGCAGUGCGUGAUUCAAGAUCAAAAGUUGUCUGUCUUCCAAAUAUUGAAGCUUUGGUCUCUGAAGCAACAUUUAAGGCUCUAGUGCAAGGAGCAGAAGUUCUUCAACUGGAAGAAAUUGAGGGGGAGUGGAGAAAUCUCAUUCCUGAGAUUGUUCCAAUGGAAGGUAAUGGCAUGAAUGAUUUAAUUGAGCUCAGUUUGGAAUCUUGUUCAGAGGUACAAUGCCUUGUCAACACUAAGCAUCAUUAUUCUGCUGCACCAAAUGUCUUCUCCAAGUUGGUUGCACUAGAUCUUGUAAAUAUGGAUAGCUUGGAAGAACUGUGCAUUGGUCCCAUUCCUUCUGAAUUUCUAAAGAGUUUACAGAGGCUGAACAUAGAACAGUGUAAGAAUUUACGAGAACAGUUGAACAAGCUUGACCUUCGCCAUCUCAAGAUCCUGGAACUGGUAAGUUGUCCAAAGUGGGCAUCCCUAUUUCCACCAUUCACUGCUCGAAGUUUAGUUCUGUUAGAGGAAUUGAGAAUACGCAAAUGUGACCAAUUGACAAACAUAAUAGCAGGUGAAGGAUCAAAGGACAAAAAAAAAGAAAGGUUAGAUGGCAAAAAUGAUCACAAGAGCGAUGGCUCAGUGUUUCCAAAAUUAAAAAUCCUUGAGAUUAAAAAAUGUGAUCGAUUAGAAUGUAUUCUUUCAGUCCUUUCUCCUGUGGACAUUCCAAUAUUGGAAACUAUCACAAUAGUUGAUUGUGGCGAGUUGAAACACAUGUUUGGUGGUUGCCAACAUGAAGACCAAGAUGUCGUACUUGGUUCAUUGCAAGAAAUGGAACUUCGCGGCUUGUCAAAUUUCACAUGCAUUUCUAUAGAAUGUUACCCUCUUACAUCUUCUUCAUCAAAGAAGAGGUCAUUUUCAAGAAUUGGUUCCAAGGCAAAACAAAUAAACCUCAGCAAACGAAAAAUGAUUUUCCAAUCCUAUUUAUGUUGUGGUCGUAGAAGAAAUGAAGGAAAAUUGAGGAAUGACACAAGUAUCAAAAUGCCUGCGGUUUCCAUGACUGCUCAAAUAGAUCGCUCUACUUCUUCGGUAAAGUGUUCUCUCUCUGUUUUUUUAUUUUAUUUAUUGUAUAUUUUUACAACCACGUUUUACUUAACUACUAUCCCAACCUUAAAUAUUAGCAUUGAAAUUUGAAACCAAUGGAAAGAAGAAUAGUUAAAUUUACAUUAAUUAAUAAUUAUUACUUAAUUAUGAUACUAUGUGGUUUGGUUUAUAAAGAAUCUUUUCGUAUGAUCUGUAGGUAUCAAAAUCAUUUCCUCGCUCUGCUGAGAGUCUUCAAUGUGUUUCAAAACAAUCACAAGGACUGAGUAUGUCGAUUUUUCGCAACACUAGAAAGAUUGAACUAGUAGGUCUUGAUAAGGUAAAUUACCUAUUUACUUUAUCCACUGCAUCGUUAAUGUUGUUGGAAAAUUUGAGAAUUGAUGCAUGUUCCGGACUGAAGCAUAUAAUAGACUUUGGAGAUGACUGUGAUGGAAGGAACAGCGAUGUUAUAUUUCCAAACUUAAAGGCUUUCUCAGUGUACAAUUGUGGCCAAUUGGAAUAUAUGUUUGAUCAAUAUCUUCUGCAUCAUCAAAAGUAUACGAAGAUUCAUAUUGAUUUUCCAGCUUUGGAAACACUUCGUCUUUACGAGCUACCAAUUUUCAUCAGCAUUUGCCGCCAAAAUUCGUUGUCCGUGACUUUGCCAUCUUUGAAAGAGUUGUAUGUGAAUGGAUGUCCCCUGUUUGCACUAACAUCUCUCAAUGAUUUAAUGGUUGAUUCAGAUACAAGACAAUUGGAUCACGAAAAAGCAAAGGUAUUCUUCCUAACUUGUUCAAUUGUGCAAUCCUAAUAUUUUGUACUUACAAUUAACAAUAUAUAUUUGAGAUCUGAUUGAUUCUAAUACUUGCUAUGCUAUGUAAUUAAUAUAUAAUGUAUGGAUAUUAUAGGAUUUUGUCAUUACUAGAGUGUGUCAGCAUCCAAAUUUGCAUAAAGAAAAUUAAUGAACAAUAAGAUAAAAGUUACGAACGAGUCAUUCAUUGAAUUGGAAUUGGUUUAAUGAACAAUAAAACAUGUAUUUGUUGGGAUUUCAGGCAUCAAGCUCAGAAUGUGUUCAGACUUCUGAGAUUGCUCGGUCUCUUUCGAGGCAUUCGCAAUGCUUGCUCAAUAUUAGAUACAUGGAACUAAAGAAUUGUCCAAAAGUGAUAUCAUUUUUCACUUUUUCUAUUACUUCAACAAUGUUGCUGGAGAGUUUGAGGAUUGAUUCAUGUGAUGGAUUGAAGCACGUAAUAACAAGCAUGAGACAUGAUGAAGAUCGCAAGAAUUGCAACUCA
Molecule: messenger RNA, 4406 nt
Organism: Abrus precatorius (Indian licorice)
Lineage: Eukaryota; Viridiplantae; Streptophyta; Magnoliopsida; Fabales; Fabaceae
Product: probable disease resistance protein At1g61300
Exons: 1
Coding region: 1-3231 (1076 amino acids)
Molecular function (GO): ADP binding
Source: RefSeq, a predicted model, not a curated record